AUGUGGAAGGCUGCGGUGUUGACGUUUGGCCUGUUGGUGGCGCUGGUGGGUAUGGUGCAGGCUGCAGAGGGCCACGCUAACUCUAUCUACGGUGUGAAGCUGUGCGGGAGAGAGUUUAUACGGGCCGUCAUCUUCACCUGCGGAGGAUCGCGUUGGAGGAGAGGAGUUCCAGGUGACAUCUCCAUUGACGAGGAGACUGAGGCCUACAGCCCAUGGAGCUCCAACGCCAUCCCCGGCCUCGCCAGCAAGCAGCGUCCAGGAUUGGAGGCUCAGGGCUGGGCAGGCGAGGUCAGAGGGGGCUCUGCCGCUGCUGCGUUCAGUCGUUUGGCCCGGCCCAUCUCAGAGGAUGUGCUAGACAGUGCGGACAGGAAGGGGCGGGAUGUCGUGGUGGGCCUCUCCAACGCCUGCUGCAAGUGGGGCUGCAGCAAGAGCGAGAUCAGCUCCCUCUGUUGA
Molecule: messenger RNA, 453 nt
Organism: Oncorhynchus nerka (sockeye salmon)
Lineage: Eukaryota; Metazoa; Chordata; Actinopteri; Salmoniformes; Salmonidae
Gene: rln3b
Product: relaxin 3b
Cellular component (GO): extracellular region
Molecular function (GO): hormone activity; G protein-coupled receptor binding
Source: RefSeq, a predicted model, not a curated record